CUCAGCCUGAAUCAUGUCUGCAGUCAGGACUACGCUGCUGCUCUGGGUAUGGGUAGGUGUAUGGCUCAGUAUCCAUGGCGCCCUGGUCAUAUCUACGGAGACUGCAGAAACGAUAAAACCUGACACUCCCAAACAUGUGGAGAAGCGGAGUAUAAAUGAUGCAGAGGUUGAAAUCCAGAGUGUGAAGUUGGAUUGCAAAGUGACGUCUCGCUUUGCUCACACCGUGAUGACCACCAAAGCUCUGAACAACGGCAACUCCUCAAAGGAAAUAUUCUUCGAGGUGGAACUACCAAAGACUGCUUUUAUCACCAACUUCAGCAUGGAAAUUGAGGGGAAGACGUAUGUGGGAGAUGUGAAGGAGAAGGAGACGGCCAAGAAGCAGUAUGAGAAGGCCGUCUCAUCUGGACAGACUGCUGGACUCGUCAAAGCAUCCGGGAGAAAGAUGGAGAAAUUCUCGGUUUCAGUGAACAUCGCAGCCGGCAGUCCAGUCUUAUUCACACUGACAUAUGAGGAAUUGCUGAAGCGCAACAAGGGAAACUACGAGAUCAUGAUGAGGGUCAAGCCAAAGGAACUGGUGCAGAAUUUUGAGAUUGUGGCAGACAUUUACGAGCCUCAAGGAAUUGCCUUCCUGGAUGCCCAUGCGACGUUCAUCACCAACGAGCUACUGCCCCUGGUGGACAAAACUGUGAAUGACAAAAAGGCUCAUGUGUCCUUCUGUCCAACGCUGGAUCAACAAAGGAAAUGCCCUGAUUGUGACGGUACGCUGAUCGAUGGGGACUUCAUCAUUAAGUAUGACGUGAACCGUGCAGAAAGCAUUGGGGACAUUCAGAUUGUUAACGGAUACUUUGUGCAUUAUUUUGCACCCAUGGAACUGCCCCGUAUUCCAAAGAAUGUUAUGUUUGUGAUCGAUGUCAGUGGAUCCAUGUAUGGACGGAAAAUGGAACAGACACGAACGGCUUUGCUGACGAUCCUGAGUGACCUUCAUGAGGAGGACUACUUUGGAUUGGUUCUAUUUGAUCACGAAAUCCGACCAUGGAGGCCAUCUCUUACCAAAGCUACCGAGGACAACGUGGCAGCAGCCAAAGAAUUUGUAGAAACUAUUAAGGAAAGGGGAAUGACCGACAUCAACGGAGGGCUCCUGACGGCCGUUGAGUUGAUUGACAGAUGCAUAGCACAGGAACUUUUGCCAGAGAAGAGUGUGACAAUAAUAAUCAUGCUAACGGAUGGAGAACCCAACGAAGGGGAGACCAAUCGAGAGGUGAUCAAACAGAAUGUCCAAAAAGCCAUUGGUGGAAAUUACACACUUUUCAACCUGGGCUUUGGUUAUGACCUUGACUACGGCUUUCUGGACUCCAUGGCUAAGCAGAAUGAUGGACUGGCCCGCAGAAUCUACGAGGCAUCUGACGCUGCAGAACAGCUGCAGGGAUUUUAUGAGGAGGUGGCCAGUCCAAUCCUGUCCAAUGUGCACUUCAAAUACCCUGAGGGAUCAGUAAACUCUUUGACCAACAGCGAAUUUAAGCAGCUCUUCAACGGUAGUGAGAUUGUGGUGGCGGGACAGCUGCUUGAAGAUGAUCUAAACAACUUCCUCAUUGAUGUCUUUGGAAAUGGGCUGGAUGACUAUGCAGUGCAGGGCAAGCCAAGUGUGCUGGACAAGGAGGUUGUAUUUCCAGAUCAAGAAUACAUUUUUGGGGACUUUACAGAGCGUCUGUGGGCAUACCUCACCAUCGAGCAACUCUUGGAAAAGAAAGAAAAAGGCACACCUGAGGAAAGGGCCAAUGCUACCGCUGAGGCUCUGGAUCUCUCCCUGAAGUACAACUUUGUCACCCCUCUCACAUCCAUGGUGGUCACCAAACCAGAGAAUGAGGAGAAUCCAGAUGAUGUCCUCAUCGCAGACAAACUCACUGAAGACCAGAGAUCAAGGCCUCAAGAUCAAGGGUACUCUACUCCUUCAUAUUCAUCCUAUAAUCCAACUUAUUAUGUUGAUGGCGACCCUCAUUUCAUUAUUGAAGUGCCAGACAUGAGAGAUGCGCUGUGUUUUAACAUCGACGACACAGCUGGCACUAUUUUCAACCUAGUGAGAGAUCCUAUCUUGGGGAUCAUGGUAAAUGGACAAACCAUUGGGGACAAGAAAGUCAUCCCUGGAGCCAAGGUGAAUACAUAUUUUGGCCAUUUUGGGAUUGUUCAUCGGCCUUAUGGUAUAGAACUGCUAGUCAGUACAGAUGGGAUAUCCGUGUUUGUGAACAAGAAGGGAGCAAAGUUCACCUGGACAGAAACCGCUUCAGUAAAAGAUGAGAACAUGGACCUGCAGAUCACAAAAGACCGCAGCCUGACCGUGGCGCUGAAAGACUCUGUGAAGUUCGUCAUCAUGUUGCACAAGGUGUGGAAGAAGCACCCGUACCACCAGGACUACUUGGGCUUCUACACACUAGACAGCCACCUGCUCUCCCCCAGUGUCCACGGCCUGCUGGGCCAGUUCUACCAUGGUGUGCCAUUUGAAGUCAGUGACAGCUACACAGGAAAGGACUCAGACAAGCCAGACGCAACAAUGUUCAUCAAGGGGAACAAACUAACUGUGACCAGAGGCUGGCAGAGAGACUUCCGGAAGGACGUGAAGAACGGGGAAAAAGUGCCCUGCUGGUUCAUUCACAACAAUGGAACUGGACUUAUUGAUGGGAGUCCUCAUGACUACGUGGUGUCCAGCCUCAUUGAGGCGCUGUAAAAAUCUAUCUAUGCAACAUUGCCUUAAGAUGGACACCAUAAAGAAGGGGUGUCAAGCAUACCAGUAAGGCCACAAAGGGACGUGAUGAAAGUCAACAAAGAAACAUUAAUUAGCCUAAAAAUGACACUUAAGAGCACACCAGAAUUCGCAUGUAAAGAGGUCUGGGUACACGUAGGAGGCAAAGACAGACAAAGGUGUCUUUGUCUGGAAGUGAAGUGAGACAAAGGUCUCACUUCCGAGAGGUCUGGGUACACGUAGGAGUCACAUCAGGACAUAUCUUAAAUAACGCUGUCUGAGUUAUUUUUGAGUAAAGUCAUUGUAAGCAGCAAUGCAUGCAGUGCAUUGGGGUAUUGAGCUCCUUCCUAUCCUGUAGUCCAGAUUGUACAGCUGGUCUGGAUAAUUGUGGGUGAAUGUGUGUGAGUGCUAAUGACGCUAUGGUAAUACUAAGGGGUACCAAUGCACAGAUGAUACCCUCACUGUUCAGAUCGUCCUCACCAAAGUCUAGUCAAGUCUAAAAUAUACUCAAUUUUCUGAACUUUUUUGUGAUGAACAUGAAAAAAAAUAAAAUUUAACGAUUUGCCUUCAA
Engraulis encrasicolus (European anchovy) is the source of this 3305-nucleotide messenger RNA. Its product is annotated as inter-alpha-trypsin inhibitor heavy chain H3-like. Gene Ontology annotation, biological process: hyaluronan metabolic process. Gene Ontology annotation, molecular function: serine-type endopeptidase inhibitor activity. The transcript is spliced from 22 exons. Lineage: Eukaryota; Metazoa; Chordata; Actinopteri; Clupeiformes; Engraulidae. The record is from RefSeq and is a predicted model, not a curated record. The coding region runs from base 14 to 2719 and encodes 901 amino acids.